UUUCUUAAUUCGCUUUUUUAAUAUACUUGGCGUCAAAAUGGCGACCCGCGGCACUAUGGAGGCAUGUUUUCCCAAUGAGUGUGAAGCUUCUAAAAUGAAGGUUGAACAAAAAAGAAAAUCAGAACUGAUAAGUGAGAUUCGCAGGCUGAACAUUCAGAUCCAGGCCAUAGAGCGAGAAAGAGCAACUCACAUAUUCAGCAAGCGGUCAGAUUUUCGUAAAGACUUUGCAUCACUUGAAGAAAUAGAGGCCAAACUUCUGGAAGAGAGAAAUGAAGAUUACCUUCAAAUGUGCCAGCAGCUGUCAAGGAUGAGUCACAUGGUCAAGGGAUUUCGGAAAGAACUGACUAGCAUCAAACCCACACCAGAAUUUGUUGAGAAACUCAAGAGAGUCAUGGAGGAAAUUGAAAGAUCUAUUAAUUCCUUCAAAGAUGAGCAGAAGUGCAAGUAUGAAGAGCUGCUGCGAGAAGAACGUGCUACAUAUCAGGAGCUGAAUGCAUUGGAGCGAAAGUUUUUGGCGUGGUCUGAAAUGUGCGAACAUCAGACCAUACAACUACAUGCUGUUGUCAACCAACAAAAUAUAGCCAGUGCCAGAGAUAUCACAAAGGACUUGCCGCCAGAAGUUGCAGCAUUUGAGAAAUUUGUUGAGCAAUCAGGUGGACAUAGAGGUGGCUGGGAUGAGUAUGACCAUGGAACAUUUAUGAAAGUCCGCAACAAAUAUAAAGGGCGAAUAGUGUUCCUGGACCAUCUUAAGGGCAUGCUUCUGACUAAGACAGAAGACGAGAUUCGGGAACAUGAGACGUGGUACCAGGAAUAUCUUUUCCUCAAUGAACGCAAGAAAGACAUCAUCAAGAACUGGAGGACAAAGAGGGAGGAGGUCAAGGAAGACUUGUUGUCCAAGGCACGUGAUGGCCAAGACAGUGAAGAUAAAGAAGAUGAAAAAAGCAAGCAAAGGUUACAGGAGAUCAUUGAUGCAGAGAAAAAAGAGCGAUUCUCAAAGCUGAAUGCUUGGAAGGUUCACAAGGAGCUGGAGAAGGCCAUUCAAGAAGAGAGGAAGAUGAGAAAAGAGCUUGCCAAAGUGAAAAAAGCAGAGGAAGAACGUAAACGUCAGGCAGAGGUGAGAGUCCAGGUGGAAGAAUUCAGAAAGCAGCGAGAACAGGAGGAGGAAUUUCUAAGACAGCAAGAGGAGUUAUGGAGGAGACAAGAGGAAGAAUGCAGGCGUCAGCUGUCAGCCAGAGAAAUUGUCAAAUUUCGCACCCGAGAUCAACAGCAACUGCAACAAAAGUUAGCCAAAGAGGCAGAAAAAGAGAAUGCUUUGAGAGCCAAAGAAAAGCAACUGGAGAGCUAAGGAUUGCAGGUGGAGCCUCACGUUGAGAGGGAUCCCAAUCGUCUUCUGCAGCCAACAUCAGGCUGGGAGGCCCGUGUUAAAAGUAAAGAACCAAGCAGUGGCGGUAGGGUGCUUCACAUGCCACAUCGGGCCAUUCCCAGCUGGCGGAAACAGUAGUAGUACAAAGAGCAACUGGCUAUUGAAGAGGAUUUGGUUAUGUAUCUGAGAAUGUGUAGGUUAAGAAAAAAACAAAACAGGAUGUCAUU
Molecule: messenger RNA, 1590 nt
Organism: Pomacea canaliculata
Lineage: Eukaryota; Metazoa; Mollusca; Gastropoda; Architaenioglossa; Ampullariidae
Product: coiled-coil domain-containing protein 112-like
Source: RefSeq, a predicted model, not a curated record